Leptinotarsa decemlineata (Colorado potato beetle) is the source of this 3016-nucleotide messenger RNA. RefSeq names its product WD repeat-containing protein 44. NCBI's taxonomy places the organism in Eukaryota, Metazoa, Arthropoda, Insecta, Coleoptera, Chrysomelidae. Gene Ontology annotation, molecular function: protein binding. The record is from RefSeq and is a predicted model, not a curated record.
GUUGUGUAAUACGCAGGUGGAAAAUAUGUAAAAGUGACGUCAUGGGCAGUCCUUAUUAUCAUGUCCAUGGUCCAUGAUAAUAAAAAAUAUGUAAACAUUAAAGAACAGAAGGAAAUUAUAAAAUAAUUAAUGUCUGGUUGAAUUACAAAUCUUGGGACUGAUACUUCUACAAAAAUUAAAUAAUGCAUAGUGACAGUGAUUCCGAUAAUUUCUAUGACGCUGAAGAUUUCACAUCAACUCAAAAUUCAAGGAUCGUCAGAAAUACUGCAGACCACUCAUCAAAUAGUGGUAAUACCUCAGUUUUUGAAACAAGACAGAUCAAAGAUCUUCGACCUAACAUCCAUAAAUCUUCAGAUUCAAGAUUGAAUGAACCAGAGCAACCAAACGAGAGUUUCAUUGGAGGUAAAAAAAGAUUCCAGGAAAUUCGACAGAAGCUUCAAAUUGAUGAUGAUGAUUACCAUUCUAGUAACGUCACACCACCUAACAGUCAGAAUUCUUCAGUAGAUGGAAUUUCUGUAGGAUCGAGUAGAACAUCACAUCCUUUCCGCAUUAUUGAACAAGACACCAUAAGUUUACAAAGCCUCAACUCUUUGGGGAGAGUCGGACGAAUAUUAGUUGGGAAUGUAGAUUCUGGGUCUCUUUCUGAAUCUGGACGGAAAGCCUUAUCGGUAACAGCUUUAUCAUCAAGUUCGUUGGAUUCUGUAUCAAUUGAUUAUCCCGAACAAGUUCAGCAGUGUACAAGUACAAUAACUUUAUUGGCGGAUGAUUUUGUUGAUGAAAAACGACUUCCUUUACAAGAACCGGAUGUCAUCGCCAGCACAAAAUCUAAUGUUGCCCAUCAGCAUUCUGGAGCGCCCUGUCUGCAUAUUUCUCCCAAAUUAGAUGUCCCCGUUGCUCCACCUAGACGCAGAAAAAAACAUAUCAAGUCAACUGGUCUCGCACUGAAAACCUCUGACCUGAUUCCUUUAGAACCUCCGGAACUAGCAAGUCCUGCGAGUACUAUAGAAUCACUCACCAGGGAGUUCGAACAUUCCUUAGAUCAAUUUCCACCAAGCAAGUUAGAUGAAUGUGAUAAAUUCUUACCUUCUGAGAUGAAAAGUUUCGAUUUGAACACUGGGCAUUCUUUAGAUAUAAGACAAGCUUUAAAGGGACAAUUUGUCGUCAAACCUCAAGAUAAUAAUAUUCCAAAAGGACACAUCAGUAUUAGAAAUAUACAUAAUAAUGAAGAAAAUAUAAAUUUAUCAACAGAAAUAAAAAAUUCAGAAAAUGGUGCGCGAGGAUCUUCUAAUAGGAGCAGUUUAGGUCAUUACAGUUUGGGCCCUCAUAGAGGGACUCAUCAACACGAAAGAAAAACCCCUGUUAGAGAGCGCAGAAAAUCAGCUGGAGAUGAAAAUUUUUUAAAAAAUUUAUUUCACGUUCGUACACAUACAGAUUCUGGCAAACAGCUUUCUGAUUUGGAAAUUCUUGAACAAGUGACAGUUCUCAAUUUGGAUACAGGGGAACGCGUUCCACUGAGUGUUGCAGAAGAUAAACUUCCUCAAUGUGUUAAUCCCCUUUCCCUUCAUAUAAUGAGAAUUACAUCAGAAUAUGUUAGCAAUUCCAAUAUGGACAAGGAUAAGGAAUCUGAUGAAGAAAGUGUAGAUAAAAUAUCUGAAUUACCGAUUGUGGGUGAGCAUGAUUUGGAAAUAGGUAGAUUGAAACAGAAAACUGCUAAGUUUAAACAGUUUCUCGGUUCAACUGUUAAGAAAACAGUGCAUAGAGCAAAAACAAUUGCACAUGAAGUUUCUCAUGCUCGCCAUAAAGAGGACACAAUUGAUAUUGUUGAUAACGUGCAUCCUGGUGAACAUAACUGUAAAUUAAAGGCCUCAAAUUCUCAUAAAGGACCUUACGAGUUUGAAAAAGUAGAACAUGUUCAAGAGCUCAAAGAUGAUCAACACGAAGGACCAAUUUGGUGUAUGAAGUUUUCUGGUUGUGGUAGACUCCUAGCAACUGCUGGCCAAGACAAGAUUCUAAGAAUUUGGAUUGUUGAAAGUGCCUACCAAUUUUUUCAGGAAAUGAGAACAAAUCACAUAGAGUAUUUAACAAUAGUUGUGUAUGAAAAAGUGGCUGUUUGGAAUGAAGUAGAAGGAAAUCCAAAACUGAUCACGGCUGCUAAUUUUUGCCAAAAUGGAAAAUUUGCUGUGGUGGGAACCUAUGAUGGGCGCUGUAUAUUUUACAUUACGGAUCAACUGAAAUAUCAUACCCAAAUUCACGUACGCUCUUCUCGAGGUAGAAAUGCAGUGGGACGCAAAAUAAGUGGAAUAGAACCAAUGCCAGGGGAAGAUAAAAUAUUAGUUACUUCAAAUGAUAGUCGAAUAAGACUAUAUGAUCUUCGAGAUUUGAAUGUAUCAUGUAAAUAUAAAGGUUAUGUUAAUAUGAGUAGUCAGAUAAAAGCAAGUUUUAGUCAUGAUGGUAAAUAUAUAGUAAGUGGGUCAGAAAACAGAGAUAUUUAUAUCUGGAGAACUAGUCACGAUUAUUCAAAGUUUUCUUCAGUUAGGAGAGAUAGAAAUGACUUUUGGGAAGCAAUCAAGGCACAUAAUGCAACUGUUACUUGUGCGAUAUUCGCACCCAAUCCGGAGGCCAUCAUUAAAGCACUAGAGGACAAAUCAAAAGAUAAUAUAGAAUUCGAAGAAAAGAUUGAAGAUCCAUUAGUCCAACAACAUAGCAAAGGAUUUGGUGGAUAUGUCUUAAUAUCAGCUGACUUCAGUGGAUGUAUCAAAGUAUUCAUUAACAAAACGAAGCCCAAACAUAGCUCUUUGCCAGUAUCAGCGAUGUCAUAAUUGGUUGAAAUGAGUCGACAGAUUUACUCACGCACCAUUUCCUCAAAUAACUAAUUCAAUGAGUAUGAAUAAUUUAAGUGUAAAUUUUUUUAACGAUAUAUUAUUUGGAAUUAAAUUUGUAGGGUGAGUGAAUGUUUGCACUCAAAUACUGAAAUAAACUAAAAUCAUGUGAAAAUACAAAUAAUAUGACAAAAUGU